CAGAACCCAACUCAGCGCCCGAUCCGCGCACCAAAGCCAAUAAUUAAAUUUCAUUGAAAUCAAAUAAUUUAAUGGAGGGAGUUGGCGCCAGAUUGGGGCGUUCCUCGACCCGGUACGGACCGGCCACGGUGUUCAGUGGACCGGUCAGGAAGUGGAAGAAGAGAUGGAUCCACGUUUCUCCGUCAAACAAUAACACAAACAACAGCAGCAAUAAUCAUCUCUCGCAUCAAAAUCAUCACCAACACCACAUCACCAACGGUAACGGUUCUAAUAGUAACGGAAAUAACGGCUCGCAUCUGCUGCUGUACAAAUGGACGCCACUCUCUCAAAGAGACAACAACGGUAACGGUAAUGGGAAUAGUAACAACGGUAAUGGAGACAAGAGCUCUGUUAAGGAUGAUACGACACCGGAGGAGCCUCCUAGGCGUAAAUUCAAAUACAUUCCGAUUGCUGUGCUAGAGGAACAGAAAAAGGCUGCAGAAAGUGAGGCUGAGGAAAAUGCUGAGAAUGAAGCUAAACCUACUGAUAUGGAGCCAAGCGCAGUGGAGCCAGCUCCCAGGAGUGAUGGUUUUGAUGAAAAGCCUGACAUUAAUGAUGUACCUAUGGAGGAAAAUCAGGAUGAUGAACAGGUAGUACGACAGGAUUUAAAUGAAAUCACUCUGGAUUUGAGUUUGGGUUUGAAGGCACAUGAUGGUGACUCCAACUCAAAGACAGAUCUGAGCAGAGAUGCGAAGUUGGAAAGACUGAACUCAAGUAAGUAGAGGCCUUCUGAAGGUUCUGUUUUGCUGCAGAGAAUAUAAGAAGAUAAUUACCCUUCUAUGUGUCCGAUUUAUUAGAGAUCCAAUUUUUCCCGGUACUCUGAUCUUGCUACUGACUCUCAUAGGAAACAAUUUUUUAUUUGGUUGAGUGGCUUGUCCUCGUAUUUUUUAGUCUCUUAUUUGAUGCUCCCUUACAGAGCUGAUUGCAAUUUGUAGUGAUUGUGUUUUAAGUAACACAAUCAUAUUUCCUUUUACUUUUAAAAUUGAACCAAUUGAUUAUUUUGUUGGGUUAUUA
Messenger RNA from Pistacia vera, 1053 nucleotides. RefSeq names its product basic-leucine zipper transcription factor A. Lineage: Eukaryota; Viridiplantae; Streptophyta; Magnoliopsida; Sapindales; Anacardiaceae. Bases 72 to 761 code for a protein of 229 amino acids. The record is from RefSeq and is a predicted model, not a curated record. The transcript is spliced from 3 exons.